AUGGCCGACACACCUGCGCUCCGGAAGCGUCUCCUGCAAGAUAUCCGCGAGAUCCAAGAGAGCCCAUACCCAGGUAUCGCCGUCCACCUCCAAAAUGACCAGCUCACCAAAGCAUGCCUGGUGCUCUCUCCAGAAGGCGAACCGCCACUUCACCUCACAAUACACUUUCCAGCAUCCUACCCACUCAGCCCACCUCGUAUCAGGAUCGAGAGCGCAGUCACUCACCCGAAUGUCUUCGACGACUUCAUUUGCAUCAACAUCCUGGAUGACAGAGAAGCUUACACACCUGCUUACUCACUGAAGGGAAUCUGCAUACAGAUGCUGAGCUUCUUCGCCAGCGACCAUGUGGAGCAGAUGUAUGGUGAGAACGGCGGAAUCGUGGAUCGGAAGCAGUGGCAAGCGGGCGGGUGGAAGAGCGAUCCCUACCGUCGACGUGAGGAGGAGGACAACUUCAAGUGCGACCAGUGUGGCUUUGGGCAUGACGCGAGUCCCCAACCCAACAGCACGCCACCACAGGACGACGCGGAUCAUGCUACUACCGAGAUCGCUGCCGUGGCGGGGAUCGAGCCGGAGGGUGCGAACGACGAGCCAGCAGAGAAGAAGAAAGAACAGACGCUCUUCCUGGUCAACCUACCACCUGACAUCCUCCUCCUUUUCUGCGAUCGCCUUGACGAGCAAUCACUCCUUCUGGCGGCUCGAGCAUGGAACGGCUUUGGUCGUUUGAUGCGCGCUUACAACAUCAUGCGCAAUCGAGAGCUGCAGUGCUUCACCUUCAAGCAGGGCUACCAGGAGCUCGACUUGGGCAUCGGCGUCACCAUCGAUCACACCCGUCAAGGUCAACCCAUCGCCUCUGAGUUCGACAUCCUCUCGCGCAUGGCUUACGAACAACAUGGAGUGCGUCAGUCGAUACAAGGCCUUCGCUUCGACUACUGGCUACCACUUCCUCUUGCACACAGCCACUGGAACCGUGUGCGUGGAGAGGUGGACGAGAGACUCCAGGCGAUCGCGAAAGCAAAGAACAUCAACGGAACACUCGACAAUGUCAUCUAUGCUUUCAUGAACGACAUCGUCGUGCGCCUCUCACACACUGCUGGAGACUAUGAACAGCCUCGCGUUCGCCUCUUCGGUGACGGAGAAGCACCCAAAUCGACCUUGACACAUGCUUCAGAAAAGGCGAUCGAGAGCUACUUUCACCUCUUCCACCUGCUUGUCUGCCUCGCUACAGAACGCAACCUCUGGGCCACCCGCGCCAACGACGCUAUCAAGAACUUUCUGGCAGGUCGCUGCGGCAAACAGGACUGUCCAAAUCUCGGCUACCUCUUGAUCAUGACCCUCAUCAGCGACGCCGAAGAUUCUGAGGAGCUCAAUCGUGCUAUCAUCAAGGAGGCCAUCACCCGCAACGUGGUCUGGAUGCUCGAGCCUGAACCCAAGGGUCGCGGCAUGGUCGAGCUGAGCUUCAUGGAGACGUCUACCAUCUCGAUGUACCGUCUCGCCAAGACCUUCGAAGCCAGCAAGACCAGCUACCGCCUCAUCAUGUUCCUUAACCUGAUGCGCAAGGUGGUCCACACCGUCCGCCACGAGAAGCAGAAGGACGGCACUAUCAAGAAGCUCAACCUUGCCGAGCUCCGCACCGCGCUCUUCGAUCGACAUGGUGCACCGCCAAAUGGUGCUGCUGCGGUCCUUGCGAAGCGUGUCCAGGAGAUCCAGAAGGUGAAUGACUUCCCGAACUUCUUGACAAAUAUGGGGAUCCGACCUCCAUCUGCGUCGAACUUUACCACUUUCUUGCGCGAUACUGUCAAGGCGAGUAUGGACAAGGGGUACAGCAAGUGGGCGCUCACUCAGCCAGAGGCGCUGUACUACCGUCAGAAGAAGGAGCCGCAGGUGGAGCGUCCGGAGGGUAUGAGAGCACAGGAGCCGCGACUUGGUCGGUUCAGCUUCUUCGCUGGUCGUGGUGGCGGACAGGGUGGUGGUCGAGGCGGUGGUGGCAGAGGAGGCCGUGGAGGCGGACGUGGAAGAUACUAG
Molecule: messenger RNA, 2022 nt
Organism: Fulvia fulva
Lineage: Eukaryota; Fungi; Ascomycota; Dothideomycetes; Mycosphaerellales; Mycosphaerellaceae
Product: Ubiquitin-conjugating enzyme E2 A
Exons: 1
Coding region: 1-2022 (673 amino acids)
Cellular component (GO): endoplasmic reticulum; cytosol
Molecular function (GO): protein binding
Source: RefSeq, a predicted model, not a curated record